AUGGUUAACGACGAUGAAAAUUUGGCACCAACGAUAAUAAGAGUGCCGUCACCGAAAUCACAAUUGAAGUCGAAUUCGUCCUCUUACAGUUGGAAUUUCGGUAAACUACCACGAAUACGUGCUGAACAGUUAUUAAUCGAUGAACUAGUUGGAACAUUUCUCAUACGAGAAAGUGAACACUAUCCAGGAGAUCUAACAUUAUCAAUAAAAGAUGAUGCCAAAAUUCAACAUUAUCGAGUGAAGCUCGACCCAAUCCGACAGACAUAUACAGUAGAUGAUGAAAUUUACUUUCCAGACCUUCGAUUACUUGUUGAGCAUUAUGAACUUGAUGCUGAUGGCUUGUGCUGUCGGUUAGAGAAAGCAUUAAAUAACAGAUUAGAUACAAUUGAUUCUAUAAAAAUUGGAGGAACAGUUCAACAACAUCCACCGCCAGUUGUUAUUGUCCCGUCUCAAACAUCAUCGACUAUUGAUUAUCGAGAACUUUACGUAGGAAAAUUGAUCGGAUCAGGAGAAUUCGCUGAAGUGUAUGAAGGUACCUACAGAAAAUCUCGUGUAGCCAUCAAAAUUCUCAAAGAACCGACUUCGGCUGCUCUGUUUCUUCAUGAAGCCGAUAUAAUGAGUGCGUUGAAACAUCCAAAUUUAGUCCAUUUCUUAGGUGUGGCGCAAAAACCGGACAAUAUUAUCUAUUUAGUAACAGAAUUUAUGGUCAAAGGGUCACUCCUCCAUUAUUUAACUACACGCGGUCGAUCGGUUAUAUCACAAAAAGAUCUUCUCGGAUUCUCUAUUGAUACAUGCGAAGGUUUAACGUAUUUAGAACAAAAUCAUAUUGUCCAUCGGGAUGUAGCUGCAAGCAACGUGCUUAUUGCCGACGAUAAUACAGCGAAAGUUGCUGAUUUUGGUUUGGCGAAAUUUGUCGAAAAUACAGGAAAAGAGAAUGGAAAUAAAGAUUCUAAUGGGAAUAUAAUCACCACAGAAAAAAUUAAAUGUCGAACUAAAUGGACAGCACCUGAAGCAUUGGAAUCUAAAAGAUACACUCAUAAAAGUGAUAUGUGGUCUUUUGGUAUUCUUCUUUGGGAAAUCUUUUCCUAUGGUCGAUGUCCUUAUCCACGUAUUUCGGCGAAUGAUGUUCUACUCAAUUUGAAACAAGGACAUCGAAUGGAGCCGCCCGAUGGUUGUCCACUUGAGAUAGCAGAUAUUAUGCGUCAGGCUUGGCACGCUGAUCCUGACCGUCGGCCAUCAUUUGCUCAAGUACUCGAACGACUUAAACGUUUAAAUUUUUCCACAAUGUCUUCCUGA
Adineta ricciae is the source of this 1296-nucleotide messenger RNA. The record is from the annotation of a GenBank genome assembly. Lineage: Eukaryota; Metazoa; Rotifera; Eurotatoria; Adinetida; Adinetidae.